Acanthocheilonema viteae is the source of this 990-nucleotide messenger RNA. Lineage: Eukaryota; Metazoa; Nematoda; Chromadorea; Rhabditida; Onchocercidae. The record is from the annotation of a GenBank genome assembly.
AUGGGAAAGGAUUAUUACAAAGUGCUAGGAAUUGCGAAAGGUGCUGGUGAUGAGGAGAUCAAGAAGGCAUAUCGUAAAAUGGCACUGAAGUACCAUCCGGACAAAAAUAAAGAACCUGGGGCAGAAGCAAAAUUUAAGGAAGUAGCGGAAGCAUACGAUGUGCUAUCAGAUCCGAAGAAAAAAGAAAUUUACGAUAAAUUCGGUGAAGAUGGUUUGAAAGGAGGAGAGGGAGGAUUCGGAGGUCCAGGUGGUGUGCAUUAUGAAUUCCAAGGAGAUCCGAUGCAGAUGUUUGCUCAAUUCUUUGGUGGAAGUGAUCCAUUUUCUACGUUCUUUGCUAGUGGAUCUACUGGUGGUGGUGGACCACAACUUUUCUUCUCAACCGGUGGCGAUGAUAUGCAUUUCGGAAUGCCUUUCGGUAUGGGUGGUCAUCCACGACGCCAACGUCAAGAUCCUGUUGUGCAGCAUGAGCUUUUGGUCUCUUUAGAGGAUAUCUAUAAGGGCUGUACCAAAAAAAUGAAAAUUACCAGGAAGGUAUUAGCUCCCGAUGGACAAUCGACACGAAUAGAAGAUAAGGUAUUGACAAUCAAUAUCAAGCCUGGUUGGAAGAGUGGAACCAAGAUUACGUUUCCCAAAGAAGGUGACCAACAUCCAGGACGUGUUCCUGCUGACAUAGUUUUUGUUAUCAAAGACAAACAUCAUCCUAAGUUCAAGCGAGAAGGUGCGGAUAUCCGAUAUGUACACAAGCUGGCGCUACGUGACGCCCUGUGUGGAGCAGUCGUACAUAUUCCAACUCUGGAUGGUACGACAUAUCCGAUGCGACUCAACGAGGUCAUUAGACCAAAUACGUCCAGGAGAUUGACAGGGCAAGGCUUGCCGAAUCCGAAAAUGGCUGGACGACGAGGCGAUUUAAUUGUUGAAUUUGAUGUGAAAUUUCCAGAUUCGCUUUCAUCAGCAUCGAAAGAAUUGAUAAUGAAUGCAUUGCCAGCGUGA